Molecule: messenger RNA, 2046 nt
Organism: Puma concolor (puma)
Lineage: Eukaryota; Metazoa; Chordata; Mammalia; Carnivora; Felidae
Source: RefSeq, a predicted model, not a curated record
AUGGUAAGUCCAGAUAGAAGUAAACGGAAGAUACUAAAAGCCAAAAAAACAAUGCCUGCAAGUUGCCGGAAGCAAGUAGAAAUCCUGAAUAAGUCAAAGAAUGUCGAAGCACUGAAAACAGCAAGUGGGAAUAAUAUGUCAAGUGGUAAUCAGAAUUCAAAUACCAGUGUCGUAAGGAGCAUAUAUGGACAGUCUGAAAAUGCUGCUUCCUUGCUGGCCUCUAAUAAAAAUUCAGUAUGCUCGGUGAAAAGUAAAGUUUUGUCUCAGAAUGUAAUGAAACCAUUAGAAACUGUUGAUUCAGAAACAAGAUCAGAAUACACUCAAGAACAAGUUGUGUGCCCUUCCCAAAAGCCAAGUAAAACAAUAGAAUCUUCUGGGAAACCCUUUACACAAGAGACAAAAGAUUCACAAAACACUUCUAAAAAUCAUUUUGAAUGUCAGACAGAGGUAACAAGGUCCUAUUUUGAACAACGUGAAGAGGAUUGUGAUCUGAAAUCCAUUUGUUGUCCGUCCAGUUUAUGCAGUGGUAUGGUUCCAAUACCAAAAUCUACAGUAAACACCUUGGAUGAUAAGAGAAUCGACAAGAUUGUUUCCCAUUUAGAAACGAACUCCAUUUCCGAGUCACAUGAUAAAAGACAAAGUGACAUUCUAAGUUCAGAUACCCAUUUUGUGCCUUUUGAUAAAAUACCUAAGUUGGUGAAUUCAGUCAUCUCCAGUAACUGUCCUGCUGACAUCUUGAAAAGUGAAGAAUCCUGUAGAACCAGUCAUUCCAGCGUUUCAAAUUGUGACAAUGUAGACUCAACGUGGCCAUCAGCACUCGACACAGAUAGUAAUAGCCAUAAUCAAAAGAAGAGGAUGUUUUCAGAAAAAAAAGAACAUGUUAAGCGCAUGAAAACUUCAGAGCAAAUUGAUGAAAAUAUUUGUGUAGCUCUGGAAAAGCAAACAGCAUUGCUGGAACAGGUCAAACAUUUGAUUCGACAGGAGAUCUAUAGUGUAAAUUACAAACUAUUUGAUAACAAACUGAAAGAACUGACCGAACGCAUUGGGAGGACACAGUGCAGGAAUAAACAUGAAGCAGUAGCUGAUGAACUCUUCGCGAAAAUAUCCAAACUUCAAAGACGCAUUAAAACAGUAUUGCAAACUCAAAAGAAUUGCUUGGAACCAAAUGUAUUAACCAAUAACACGGCCCGUAAGGUUACAAAUUCAGAGACGAAUUUGGAUAAGAGCCCAGAGUCAGUCAGUAGUCCAGAUAAAGGAAAGACUUCGGUGAACUCUGAAUCUGCUAACCCUUCACAAAAUGCGAGUGAAAAGAUUAAUUUAUCAAGGAAACAUGAUGCUGUUUCUGAAAGUAACAAUGAUGAUGUUAUGUUGAUUUCUGUGGAAAGUCCUAAUUUGACAGCUCCAAUUACAUCAAAUCCAACAGAUACUGGAAAACCUACAUCAGGAAAUUCUAACAGUCCACCAAAUGCUGAAGCAGAAGUUCAGAAAAAGAAAUUUGAUUCUGUGAUCGAUCUGACAAAAGAAGCCCAAUCAAACUGCAACGCAGAAAGUUCAGUAUCCACCCUGGAGUCACCCGCAAAAGCGGUUUCAACCUCAAAAGAGACAACCCCAGUGGCACAAAAUGCAGCCCAGGCUCCUGAGUCCUUUGAGCACCUGCCGCCUCUCCCAGAACCACCACCACUGCUGCCCGAGCUCGUAGACAAAACCCGAGACACGCUUCCCCCGCAGAAGCCUGAGCUCAAAGUGAAGCGGGUGCUGAGACCCAGGGGCAUCGCGCUGACUUGGAACAUCGCUAAAAUCAACCCCAAGUGUGCCCCUGUAGAAAGCUAUCACCUCUUUCUCUGCCAUGACAACCCUAGUAAUAAGUUUAUUUGGAAGAAAAUCGGAGAAAUUAAAGCUUUACCACUCCCAAUGGCCUGUACUUUAUCUCAAUUUUUAGCUUCCAACAAAUACUAUUUUACCGUCCAGUCAAAAGACAUUUUUGGACGAUAUGGACCAUUUUGUGAUAUAAAAUCUAUCCCUGGGUUUUCUGAAAAUCUCACCUAA